AUGCCAAAGAAUUGCAGCAAAGACUGUCUAGGUAUUCGAUACCGCAUUAACGGCCUCCACCAGGGAUUCAAGUGGCUCCAUCAAACUAUUGAGCUUCACGAGUACCUCAUCUCCAUGACGUCUGAAUUCACGGACAAGUCCGAUUCAUCCUGCAUGCGGAAACAACAUUAAAUUCAUCAUAAUCAACUGCUAUACACCAAAUAAAACUGCCAACAGGAGCAACAGCACAUCCUCCUGAUAUUCAGUGUUUGCCAGCAGGACUGCCCACAAACAUCCAGUUGAAACAUUUUGUUUAAUCUUUUUACCUCUUUGGUGUGAAAGGAGAAAAAUCCAA
Messenger RNA from Lutzomyia longipalpis, 334 nucleotides. RefSeq lists its product as uncharacterized. Bases 1 to 171 code for a protein of 56 amino acids. NCBI's taxonomy places the organism in Eukaryota, Metazoa, Arthropoda, Insecta, Diptera, Psychodidae. The record is from RefSeq and is a predicted model, not a curated record. The transcript has a single exon.